AAAGAAAAGAAAAUUCAAAGGAAAACAAAAUCCAAACGGGACUUUAAAAAUCCAUGACUUUGAUUUCCACCAUUUCAGUGGGAAGAAAAAGAUCAGAUUAGAGAUAGAUAAACAUACUUAUUAUAGAAGAGAUUUGGAUUUGAAGAUUUUUGUGAUGGAAGGACAUUGUAGGAGAGAUGAAGGGAUGGCUAUUCGAAAAGGACCAUGGAUGGCUGAAGAAGAUGAAAUCCUGAUGGAUUAUGUGAAGAAGUACGGCCCACGUGAUUGGAGCUCGAUCCGGUCCAAGGGUCUGUUGCCAAGAACUGGUAAAUCAUGCCGUCUUAGAUGGGUUAAUAAGCUUAAACCCGACUUGAAGACUGGAUGCAAAUUUUCAGCAGAGGAGGAGAGGAUAGUGAUUGAUUUACAAGCACAAUUCGGGAACAAAUGGGCUAGAAUUGCAACUUACUUGAAGGGAAGAACAGACAAUGAUGUGAAGAAUUUCUGGAGUACAAGGCAGAAGCGAUUGGCAAGGCUUUUACAGACAUCGCCGCCACCCAGAGCACAGAAAAAUCAAGGGAAACUUCCCAUUUUUCAUCAAAUGGCUGCUUUCGAGCCUUCAAGACUAAGUUCUAUGCAAUUUCAAGAAGAAAUCUCCAAUAUCCAGUCUGGCAAAACUUCUUCAUCCAUGGGGAAUUCAGAUGUCAUCAAGAUGGUGCAGUUGCCAGAUCUAGUGAACCCAAACAGGCUUAAUGAGGAAACAGACAUUCCAUCCCUUGAAUACAAGAACAGUAACAACAAACCAUGCCCAGAUAUGACCCUACAAUUCCCCUUCACCCAACUCCCACCGCCAGCCUUGGACUUUCCACUGUUGGCAGAAAGUGAAGACCUCGUCACUGAAAUCAGUGACAACAGAUUCUGGGACAUGCUUUCGGGUAGAGAAAGUUGUUCAGAUACCGACAAUGGCCCUCGCUUCACGCUUGGGCUGCCAUUCUUCGAACUGGACGCAGGUCAUCAUGGCACCAGACAGGAAGACAACAUCCCAACAACCCCAGAUAGCUUCUUUGACGACUUCCCAGCAGACAUGUUUAACCACCUCGAGCCCCUCCCCAGCCCCUCGGAGUGGUAA
Messenger RNA from Magnolia sinica, 1105 nucleotides. Its product is annotated as transcription factor DUO1. The transcript is spliced from 3 exons. The record is from RefSeq and is a predicted model, not a curated record. The coding region runs from base 155 to 1105 and encodes 316 amino acids. Lineage: Eukaryota; Viridiplantae; Streptophyta; Magnoliopsida; Magnoliales; Magnoliaceae.